AGAGGCGGGAGGAGGCGCUGCCGGGGAGGAGCCGCGGCUGCCAGCUUCGCCCGAGCCGAGCGAGCGCACUCGGUCGCCCCGUGGGUUCCCAGCCUUGCGGCCCCCGUAGGGAAGGAGCGCCGGCCACCAGCGCCGCCGCUGCCCGCACGACUCCGCCACUGCCGCCCGCCACCCCGGGCGCUGCGUUGAGCUCUCCGCGCGCGCGGCCCGGGUGACCGCGACAGCCCCUCCUGUCACUUCCCCGCCCCUUCGGGAGCCCUCCGCUUGGCCACCGCGGCGGGAGGAGGAGAGGAGGAGGGAUCGCGGCGCGGGCUGGUCUGGCCACCUCGCCCCGCGCGCCCCGCCCCUGCGCGCACUCCCUCGCCGGCGAGCUACUUUCGGACCAGGAAAGUGAGGGCGGCCCCCGGGGUGACAGCGCGGCGGCGCCAGUCCCGGGAAGCCGCGUCUGUUCGCGUGUCGCCCGUCGCACCGUCCAGACCCCCCGCCAUGGCUUCGACCACCACCUGCACCCGCUUCACCGACGAGUAUCAGCUCUUCGAGGAGCUCGGAAAGGGGGCAUUCUCAGUGGUGAGAAGAUGUAUGAAAAUCCCUACUGGACAAGAGUAUGCUGCCAAAAUUAUCAACACCAAAAAGCUUUCUGCUAGGGAUCACCAGAAACUGGAAAGGGAAGCUAGAAUCUGCCGUCUCUUGAAGCACCCCAAUAUUGUGAGACUUCAUGACAGUAUAUCAGAAGAGGGCUUCCACUACUUGGUGUUUGACUUAGUUACUGGUGGCGAACUGUUUGAAGACAUAGUGGCAAGAGAAUAUUAUAGUGAAGCUGAUGCCAGUCAUUGCAUUCAGCAGAUCCUGGAGGCUGUGCUACACUGCCAUCAGAUGGGCGUAGUCCAUCGGGACCUAAAGCCUGAGAAUUUGCUUUUAGCUAGCAAAUCCAAAGGAGCAGCUGUGAAACUGGCAGACUUCGGCUUAGCCAUAGAAGUUCAAGGCGACCAGCAGGCGUGGUUUGGUUUUGCUGGCACACCUGGGUAUCUUUCUCCAGAAGUCCUGCGUAAAGAUCCUUAUGGAAAACCAGUGGAUAUGUGGGCAUGUGGCGUCAUCCUCUACAUCUUGCUGGUGGGAUACCCACCCUUCUGGGAUGAAGAUCAGCAUAGACUGUAUCAGCAGAUCAAGGCUGGAGCUUAUGAUUUUCCAUCACCAGAAUGGGAUACAGUGACACCUGAAGCCAAAGACCUCAUCAACAAAAUGCUGACCAUCAACCCUGCCAAACGCAUCACAGCCUCUGAGGCCCUGAAACACCCAUGGAUCUGUCAACGCUCUACUGUUGCUUCCAUGAUGCACAGGCAGGAGACUGUAGACUGCUUGAAGAAAUUUAAUGCUCGACGGAAAUUGAAGGGUGCCAUCCUGACAACUAUGCUGGCUACGAGAAAUUUUUCAGCAGCCAAGAGUUUGUUGAAGAAACCAGAUGGAGUAAAGAUAAACAACAAAGCCAACGUGGUAACCAGCCCCAAAGAAAAUAUUCCUACCCCGGCGCUGGAGCCCCAAACUACUGUAAUCCACAACCCUGACGGAAACAAGGAGUCAACUGAGAGCUCAAACACCACCAUUGAGGAUGAAGACGUGAAAGCACGAAAGCAGGAGAUCAUCAAAGUGACUGAGCAACUGAUUGAAGCUAUCAACAAUGGGGACUUUGAGGCUUACACAAAAAUCUGUGAUCCUGGCCUCACUGCCUUUGAACCUGAAGCAUUGGGCAAUUUAGUGGAAGGGAUGGACUUCCACAGAUUCUACUUUGAAAAUGCUUUGUCCAAAAGCAAUAAGCCAAUCCACACUAUCAUCCUGAACCCUCACGUACACCUGGUAGGGGAUGACGCAGCCUGCAUAGCAUACAUUCGGCUCACACAGUACAUGGACGGAAGUGGAAUGCCAAAGACCAUGCAGUCAGAAGAGACUCGUGUGUGGCACCGCCGUGACGGGAAGUGGCAGAAUGUUCACUUUCAUCGUUCGGGGUCCCCAACAGUACCCAUCAAGCCACCCUGUAUUCCAAAUGGGAAAGAAAACUUCUCGGGAGGCACCUCUUUGUGGCAAAACAUCUGAAAACCAUUCACAUUUGGGUCUUCUAAUUGUCAACAGUGCCACUCCUUCAUUCUGUCCUCAAGGCACCAGGCGGGUGAUCCUGGGACGUCCUCUCCUCUUCAUGCAUGUUUCUGAGUGCAUGAAGUUGUGAAGGUUCUACGUGUAAUGCAUAUGUGACACAUCAUCUUAUCAUGUGACACGUCAUCUUAUCAUGUAUUCCUUCCUGUACAUUGUUUACACUCCAGCUACUGGAUGGGAUAUUCCAUGCAAAACUUUGAUUACUGUUGGCAAACUCUAGAAGGAGCUCAGACAAGAAAAUUCCACAAUAACUCCAAGUUCAGCUGAUCCAUCAGGUUUCUCUGUAUAUGCCAAGAUUCAAAAGACUUAAUUAAAAUUACUGUUCUCUGAAUGACAGCGUGUAAGAGGAAAGGAAAUCUUUCAAGAAUGCUGCCAUUUUUCUCUUUGGGCUUUUUGUUGGGAUUUUGGGUUUGAUUUUUUUUUCACUUUUAAGGCAAAUACAUAUAUAUGCACCUUUAGUUCCUGGUGUGAUCCUGGUAGAAAUGAAUGGAUGGCUUUUCUCUGAAAGUGUUAACGUUGGAUAAAUGGAUGGUAUGUGAGCAAACUCCUGUGUGAUUGUAGGUGCAACAAUCAGUUGGUGUUCUACCAUCAAAGCCAUGUUGAUUUGGGUCAUACUAUGUAUACUGGAAAAAUUCACAUCAUUUACUAGUUUGAUUGCUCUCAGAUAGACAUAGUUCAGUGAAUGCUUGGCACUGAUUUGGGUUUUUCUUUCUUAAAUCUGUGUUCUGUUUUCAUUGUAUUCUAUUUGCUCCUUUUCUUUAUAUUUGUUUUAUUUUUCCAUUCUUUUUUUUUUUGGUCAUUCUUUCCUUUAUCUUUCUCACUCCCCCUUUCUCUCUCUCAUUCUUUUGUGUGUUUAUCUUUCUUUCUAUAGCUGGUAGUGUGUAAAAACAGUAACAUUUGCAUAUGAAGUUAAAAUAAAAAAAUCAAGGUCUUUUAGAGGAAGCUAAAAGUAGCACUUCCAGUCUCUCCAGGUAUGUGGAGCUGUUAGAUUUAAAUAAAUAUUUAAAUAAGAGAAGAAUAAAAUAAAGCUUAGGCUACCACUUAUGCAUAGGUAUCCUUGCUAUGUGGAAAAUGUGGGGACUAUUGAGACUUAUUCUAAGAGCAGUAAAAGCCUACUACAUUGACCUGAUUCUUCCCAACUAAAGAAAUUGAAGACCAAGUGGAAGAUGAUCAGGGGAGGGCAUUCAGUGCCUCCCUUUCACUAGCUAGCCACAUGAGGAGUGGUCUCCAUCCUCCUAGAGGUUGAACUUGAUCUUUGUGACUCCUGCUGUUCUAGCUUCUCUCUUGAGUCACAGUAGCAUCCUUCUUCCAUGAAUUAGGGUCUGUCUAGCUUAAAACAGAGGAAAAGGAAAUGCCCCAGUUUUCUUUUGGUCUCUCGUUUAUUCCUUGUCGAUUCGGUCCCUGGGAGGCUGUUUCUCUGUGCUGAACUGCUUUAUGGUGCAUGGAAUCUCCAUCAGCAUUACCUCCACCGUAGCUGCUCACACUCCUUAGAAGCCGAUUCUUAAAGCAGAAGCAAAAUGAGCAAAAAUAAAACACUCCCUUCCCCUCUUUUUCCUCAUUUCACCUUUUGGUGUUGAUUGCUAAUCACUUUAGAUAUAUUGUUGCUAGUGAAUGUAUGAUAGAUGGGUUGAAGCUUUUCUGAUAAUUAUCACAUGAUUUAAAACAAUAUAUAUUUAAAACGAAUAUAUACAGUAAAUGUAUUGAGCCAUGUUAACCUGCCAAUGAGAUCUGUGAAAAACGUAAUGGCCUCACUUUUCCCUUUUGAAUUUCUUUUACUUUUCUGUGAAGCAGCUCUGCGUGGCAUACAUGUAUUUAACAACACAAAUAGUGGUAGAAUGAUUUGUUUGGUUUUUUUUUUUUUUUACACUUUUAACUUAGCAUGUGGUGUUGAAGAAUUACCAUAGACCCAGUUUGUCUUCUGCACUAAGAUGUGAGGAAAUCGUGACUUGUUCUCUCCAGCACAGUGGAAUUACACCUUCAUCAUCUUCUGUUGUUUGGAAAACACUGCAGUUUACCAUGGGACACUGUAUAUAUUUCCUGCCGUAAUGGUAAAUGACUGAUUGAUAUAUUUAAGAGUUAAUAAAUUUGUGAUUUCUGCUGA
Mastomys coucha (southern multimammate mouse) is the source of this 4246-nucleotide messenger RNA. It is a transcript of the gene Camk2d, whose product is annotated as calcium/calmodulin dependent protein kinase II delta. Gene Ontology annotation, biological process: protein phosphorylation. The transcript is spliced from 21 exons. Gene Ontology annotation, molecular function: ATP binding; calcium/calmodulin-dependent protein kinase activity; calmodulin binding. Gene Ontology annotation, cellular component: neuron projection; cytoplasm. The coding region runs from base 487 to 2088 and encodes 533 amino acids. Lineage: Eukaryota; Metazoa; Chordata; Mammalia; Rodentia; Muridae. The record is from RefSeq and is a predicted model, not a curated record.